Molecule: messenger RNA, 1886 nt
Organism: Camellia sinensis
Lineage: Eukaryota; Viridiplantae; Streptophyta; Magnoliopsida; Ericales; Theaceae
Product: pectinesterase
Biological process (GO): cell wall modification
Molecular function (GO): enzyme inhibitor activity; pectinesterase activity
Source: RefSeq, a predicted model, not a curated record
AGGAUACCAUGACAAGAGAGACUCACAGUAGAGCAAACAUACUUCACUACCAUCAUGGCAAACUUUGCUAAUCAACCAUUGCUAGACUCUCCCAAGAGAAAACUCUCUUUCUGCAAAUGUCUCUCUUUGGUUCUCUCUUUAGUUGCCAUCAUAACCCCAAUCACCAUACUCACCAUCAAGCUUUUCAAUGAAACCUCUUCUUCUUCCUCUAAUUCUCUUUCUCUCUCAGCCACCCUUUGCCACCCUGCUCUUAACCAACCCUUAUGCUCCGCCAUGGUAUCAGAACUUGCUCCACCUGAAAUAUUGAUGAAAAUGAACGGCCCAGAUGUAUUGCAGGCCUUCUUGAAGAAGUCUGCAUCAGGCAUACGAAAAUCUAUGGAGACAGCGAGCGAUGUCCGCCGUCGGAUCAAUGACCCGAGAGAGCAAGCGGGUCUUGCUGAUUGUCUGGAGUUGAUGGAGCUGUCCAUUGAUAGAGUGAUGGAGUCUGUGGUGGCAAUUGAGAAAAGGACAUCCAGGUCACAUUCGGACGCCCAUUCAUGGCUCAGUGGUGUUCUCACCAACCAUGUCACUUGCCUAGAUGGGUUAACUGGGUCGGCCCGGUCCAUGAUGGAGCCUGAGCUCGAAGACAUGGUGGCAAGAGCUAGAGCUUUCCUAGCCAUGGUGGUUGCAGUAUCACCACCAGAAGAAAAUGAGGCGUCAAAUAAGUUCGAACCUAUGCAUCUUAUCGAGGAGUUUCCACGGUGGGUGACAGGCAAGGACCGGAAGCUUUUGGAGGCGGUGGCGGGGACUGUCAAUGCCAAUGUGGUGGUGGCGCAGGAUGGGAGUGGGAACUACAAGACUGUGAAUGAAGCUGUGGCCUCAGCACCAAACAAUGGCAACACUCGUUACGUUAUCUAUGUCAAAAAGGGUACUUAUAAAGAAAACGUUGUGAUUGGGAGUAGUAAGACGAAUGUUAUGCUUACUGGUGAUGGAAUGGGUUUGACUAUCAUCACUGGUAGCUUGAAUGUGGUUGAUGGAUCUACAACUUUCAAUUCUGCAACUGUUGCUGCUGUUGGUACUGGAUUCAUAGCUCAAGAUAUCUGCAUCCAAAACACGGCCGGGGCGGUGAAGCAGCAAGCAGUAGCGUUACGCGUCGGAGCUGAUCAGUCUGUCAUAAAUCGUUGCCGGAUUGAUGCCUACCAAGACACUCUUUAUGCCCACACUAACCGGCAAUUUUAUAGAGAUAGUUAUAUUACUGGCACCGUGGACUUCAUUUUUGGCAAUGCCGCGGUUGUGUUCCAAAAUUGCAAAUUAGUGGCCCGAUUGCCCAUGAGUGGACAGUUUAAUGCAGUUACGGCCCAAGGCCGAGUUGACCCAAACCAAAACACCGGGACUUCAAUCCAAAGUUGCAAUGUGAUAGCUAGCUCGGACCUUGAGCCCGUUAAGGCCACUAUAAAAUCAUAUUUGGGUCGCCCAUGGAUGAACUACUCAAGGACUGUUUUCAUGGAAUCAUACAUUGAGGACCAUAUUGAUCCUACAGGUUGGUCAAUAUGGAGUGGUAGUUUGUAUCUGAACACAUUGUAUUAUGGUGAGUACAUGAACAACGGUCCGGGCGCUGGUACUGCAAAGCGCGUCACAUGGUCGGGGUAUCACGUCAUCACUGAUCCAGCGGUAGCGGCAAAGUUUACAGUGGCUCAGCUAAUACAAGGAGGCGUGUGGUUGAAAUCAACUGGAGUAGCCUAUACUGAAGGCUUGUGAAUUAGGCUUUUCCAUUUCUUUUGUUAACUUGUCCUUUGUUCUCUUUUAAGUACUAUGUUUCUUGGUUUUAAGAGACAUUAUCUACUGUUGUAUGCUAUCUUGGAAUAAUUUAUAUGGUCAUUUUAGUGGCAUGUUAUAGUACAAUCCAA